AUGAAGUCUCAACCGUCUACUGUUUUGCAGAGUGGAACCAGCGGAUCCGAAGCCGUAUCCGAAUCCCAGUACGGAUCGGAAUUCGAAUUCGAAUAUGAAUUAGAGGCGAUGCAUCAAAGGCCACGCGAAACGUGGAGCGAGGCAGACCUCUCCGAUGGAUACGCCGAGAGGGUCACUGAGGAGCGAGGGUACCCGGAGGAUUUCUCAAGGAUCGACUUAUGCCACGCGGAUUUUCCCCAGGGCCUCCUGGAUCGAAACGUCGCUCUAUCCGAGCAUAUACAGGACGAUCCCUUCGCUGACAAAGUUCCACGUCUCGAAUCAGUUCCCAUGCUCAAGGAACAGGAGGCAGAACACGACCCUUACGGACCCGAGUGGGCUAUAUAUCAAGCGAUGAUCAACGAGAACUUCGGCGAUGGUCCGAACCAGUCGUUCUUCCAUCGGACGCUGAUGGUAGACAUGAUAAUGCGAAACCUCCUCAACUACAGUAGACAGAGUGUCGAGCCCGACUGUCUCGAGUUCCGCAACGGAAAACCAUGGACUUGCCCGCCAAUGCCGACUCGGGCCUUCGCUCAAGGUCGCAGCUUCCUGGCACAACCCAAGCCAGAGCUCGCGGUGUGUUUCCGCAGGGAGAUGGUCAUUCCUGAUAGGCUGUGGUAUGCUUUGCCGAGAGCAACAAAGAUGCUUGCCUGCUUCGAGGGCAUCAACGCCGCCGGGGUCGGGAGGAUAUUCCAUUUCGUCGCCGCCGAAGCGACGGACGGGUUGACGUCCACCAGCGACAACGUCGGCAGUCUCUCCAGUCUGAACGACGCAAGUCAGGCGCUCCACAACAUGUUCGAGUUCUUCCGCGACGCCGGCCAGGAGGACGUGUUCUUCGCCAAAGUCAGGUUCUUCUCCAUGGUCGCCGGCAAGGACGGCGUCUGGGUCCGCAUACAUCGCGCCGUCCGCGUGCCGCCACGCAAACCCGACGAGGCGUGCAUCAUGCCGACGAGAAGAGCCGAGUACCCGCUCAAAUUCGAGUUUCGAAACUGGGCGCACAUCACAAGGGCCAAGCUCGAGAUCGGGGCCUCGGGCUGGAAGAUCAUUGGGGAGGCUCUGCUUGGAUAUGGCAUCGGGUUGCUGCGGGGGCUGAUCUACGACGCGGCGCAGGCCCUCGUUGUGAAGCUCGAGCGUGAUAUCGCGGGGUCCAGGGCGAGGGGGGAGGCUGAUUUCUAUCGUUAUGGGCAGACCGUAGCCAAUGCCAGGAGCAGCAGCAGCUGA
This is a messenger RNA of Fonsecaea nubica, 1257 nucleotides long. RefSeq lists its product as hypothetical. The record is from RefSeq and is a predicted model, not a curated record. Bases 1 to 1257 code for a protein of 418 amino acids. The transcript has a single exon. NCBI's taxonomy places the organism in Eukaryota, Fungi, Ascomycota, Eurotiomycetes, Chaetothyriales, Herpotrichiellaceae.